UGACUACAAAGCUGGAAGGUGGAUUAUUUUUCCCAAAAACACAAAGACCAUGGGAGCUUACCUGUAGAAAUGGUUUGCGGCUUUAGUCAAGCUGGAGUUGACUAAAUGAAAGUAUGGGCUGUGCGUCAGCCAAGCAUGUUUCUGCUGUACAAAACGAAGAGGAAGCUCAGAAGGGGAAAAACUACCAGAAUGGAGAUGUAUUUGGUGAUGAGUAUAGGAUCAAACCUGUGGAGGAAGUCAAAUACAUGAAAAAUGGGGGAGAAGAUGAUCAGAAAGUAGCUGCCAGAAACCAAGAAAACUUGGAAAAAAGUGCCAGUUCACAUGUAAAACUUAAGGCUAAUAAAGAACUGCCAGGAUUAGUACAUCAACCUAGAGCAAACAUGCACAUUUCUGAAAGCCAACAAGAAUUCUUCCGAAUGCUGGAUGAGAAAAUUGAAAAGGGUCGUGAUUAUUGUUCAGAAGAAGAGGAUAUCACAUAAUGCCAGUUCUGCUGAUCGAAACAGGAGUGCUCCUGUGUAAAUAGAUUACGGUUCAACCCAGAUCUUUCGGAGGAGUCUUCUCAAAGUGAACAGCGCUACAUAACAAACAGUUAUCCCCACAUUGUAUGCUCCAUUCAGUUACGGUGUUUUCUUAAUGACCAUACAAUGAGCAUGGUUCACAGGAAGAAGAACAGCUUCUAUGGAACUGCCUUUGCUGCUGCUAAUUGAGAUCUGUUGCAAGUUUUCAUUUCCUCGGGCCCAGGAACACCACAGAAGUUUGACUUUAAAACAUCUAAAGGACACUGCAGCUUUCACUGGGGUUGUUGGCCUGUUUUCUAUUGGCGGAGGUGGUGUUGUACAAAAUCUUCCAUAACCAAGCAGCUGAAUCUUCCAGUUCACCCUACUCAUCAGCCCAGGGGCAUGGAGUUCUUGCUAUACUGAGAGUUUAGAGCUUUGGAAAAUGGGAUGUUUUGCCAUGAUGAACUUCGUUUUUCUGCUAGGAAGAAGUUAACAAUUAAAAAGCAUGUUGUCAUACA
Molecule: messenger RNA, 1015 nt
Organism: Thamnophis elegans (Western terrestrial garter snake)
Lineage: Eukaryota; Metazoa; Chordata; Lepidosauria; Squamata; Natricidae
Gene: C11H1orf21
Product: chromosome 11 C1orf21 homolog
Exons: 5
Coding region: 114-479 (121 amino acids)
Source: RefSeq, a predicted model, not a curated record